This is a messenger RNA of Notodromas monacha, 4920 nucleotides long. Lineage: Eukaryota; Metazoa; Arthropoda; Ostracoda; Podocopida; Cyprididae. The record is from the annotation of a GenBank genome assembly.
AUCAGUUACCUGUUAAUCUAUUUGCUUCAAGGUUUGAGUGUGUGCUGCUUGAGAGUGUAAUGACUCCAUGCGUAUUUCGUAUCCUGUGUGUUUCCCUAAUUCUGUUGACUAAUGUAAUCUCACCUCAAGCGCCUGCGAAACGGAAAUGUGCCGACACUCUGUGUAAAGGCCCAAUCGGGGAGUUCGAAACGACGAGUGCUUUUAGCGCUGCUGGAGGGGAUCGUAUAACGUUUCCAAAGGGAGUGACGGGGUCUUUCUACAGUAUUGCCGAUGAUAGAUUGGAAAUAGAGAUUGAUGGUCGACGGGGAUGGGCUUCUGAGAAACAUCUCAGAGUGCUUCGUCGGCGAGUUAAAGAUCUUGUGGAUGUAGAAGGGACCACGAACACAGAUUCCCUAUCCAGUGAAGCACUCCGCAAUGGAGGAACGGUAUCUGUUGUUCCCCAAAACCCUGAAGUUUCAUCUACGGUUGGACCGGAAUUUUCCACUGGGACCCCUUCGAAUCACGUUGAUGAAAGCACUAGAGAUGUUAACGUGGAACUGAAACCGACACCUUCUAUGUCCAUGGAACAAGAAACCACUGUUCCGUCUGAUCUUGCACAGUCUUCCACUUCGCUUAACGAACAAGUCGACAAGUUCCUUUCUGCUGAUGACGAAGCUGAGGAGAGCGAACUGGAUGACAACACGUUGAUCGUGACUUCUUUAGAAGCAAGUAGCUUGGCCCCUAGUGCAGUUGUUGGCGAUGCUUCGAGCUAUCAGACUCCUUCCCAUUCGUCGUUGCCUCCGGAAGGUCCAUUAGCUGUACCCAACGGAAUGGGUGCUCCCUCGGAUCCUGCUGGUGUAAAUUCGAAAGAGAAUGGCGAGACAAGUAAUCCACACGGAACCGGCGAUCCCCUGAAUGAGUUAUCAGUUAAUGGGUCACAGGAUAUCGAUGUUAUGUCAAAUGAUACAUUGGUUGAAGCCGCGACGAGAGGAAAUGAGAUUGAUUCCAGCGGUGACAUUCCGGAAAAGCACGCGGAUGAGACGAAGGAAAAUGAUCCGGAUUCAUCUCCGAAUGAUACUGCUGAGAAUUCUUCUGGGAACUAUUCAUCGCAGUAUGUGCCAAUAGAUGACGUAUCAUCUGCUGCUUCGGAUUUUGGUGGUCGUUCUAGAAGUGAUUCUGUGGAAUCAGUCAAAGAAGUAGAACUUGCCGAUUCUGAUCGUCAAAAAGCUGAGGAUAAACCAACGAACGAAAAGGUUGAAGAACCUUUGCAGGAUGAUCCAGAAAGCCCUAGGGAAGCUGGCUCUCUGACUCCUGCAGGAAAUCCGUCUUUUGGGAAUACAGUUGAAGGCAACGAAAAUAUCGGAAAAGAAGGCUUGCCUCCUGAUCCUCAACAAGCUCAAGAUGCACCAUCCAGCGAAAAUGUCGAGGAACAUUCGCACGAUGUUCCGGAAAAUCUUAGCGGGGCUGGCUCUCGAACACCCUCAGCGGAUGUACCUGAGAUCAAGGCAGCCGAACCCAAAGAAAAAAUUGUGUCCGAAGAUCCCAAUAAAGGAGGUGUGGUUCCUGAUGAAGCUGCAUCAUCAAGUGAAGUCGGGGUGAACUCGACUGAACAUGCGGAAGGGACAUCUGGAAUUACUGCAGGAGCGCCUCAUGAAGCUGCCUCUGACGAAGUGACGAGUGAUGCGUCACGUUCUGAAGUCCAUUUUGAUUCUGUUGAUGAAUCCGUGUAUCCCGUGGAAACGGAGAGGAAACCAUCAGCACUUGCAACCGAAAAUCUUGAUGUGUCCAAAAUUCACACGGAGCUUUCGAGUGACGAUGGGUUACCCACCAUUGAAGCACAGUCUCAACCUCAAAGUGGAACAUUUCACUCCCCCGACGCAGGCAAGCUAAAUGGGUCGGUUGAGGCUGGAAUGCCACGUCUUGAAAACAAUGAAUAUAAUUUAGCCGACGCACGAACACAUUCUAAUGAGGAUGAUAAGGAGCAUUUCGAAGAGAGGGAAACUGAUCUGACUGGAAGUCAAGAACAGCGACCCGUUCGAGGCUUCUUGUACUCAACGCGGAGCCCGUUAGAGGCCCGAGAAGACGUUUCAGUCGAGCAAAAUAUCGCAAAACAUAUUUCGACUGAAAGUCUGGGAGACAUUCUUGAUACUCCUUCGAUUUCCGAAGUACCGCAUCAUAAGUUUGACGUGGAACAUGAAGACAGCGAAGUACCUCGCGAACCUCCGCCGCAAACCGAGGGUUUGCUUGCUGAAAUUUUGGACUCUCUCAAAGAAGUUUACGAGAAUUUUAUGGACGCCACGUUGCCUGCGCUAGAAUUCGUGAGGGUCAUAUUGGAACCGCUUUGGCCGCACAUCUAUUCAGUUAUUCCCGUGGAGUACAUGAAUCAUGCCACUGCUAUGGGAUUUCUUGUUUGUCUGUAUGCGAUUGCCACAAGUUUUAUUUACUUCGUCGUCAAGUUUCUGUUCAGGAACAAGAAAGUAGAACAAGAGCUGAUCAUUACGGCCAAUGGUGUGGCGAGUCUCGUGUCGCUUCAAAAUACUUUGAAAGAGGAAAAUUUGGAUCUCUCACAGCAGUUGGACAAAGAGCGUCACUUGCAUAUUCUUUCCGGGUCGAGGAUCCACGAAUUGGAGAGCAAAUUGGACACAACUAAAAAAAGCUUGCGAGAGCUGGAAGUAGCGUUGAAAGAAGAAGUUGCCGAAAAAGAUGUCCUUGCUAAGGAGCUGAUGGAAACUGCGGAAUCAUUAGAAUCCACACAAGCGUUACUGAAUGAUUCAUUGCUGGUGCGACAAGGGAAAUUUUCGGAGGAUGAUGAUGCUCUUCAAGUGCAAUUUGACACGCUGGAGAGAAUGCUUAAUGAUCAAACAUUGAAAGUUGCAUCUUUAAAAGCUGAUUUGGAUUUCGUGCGUGAAGAGAAUGUGAAGCUGAAGGAGCAAUAUUUUGACGCUGAAAGGAUUGCCGUUGAUAGAACUGAGGAAUUGAAUGAAUUGAAGCAAAUGCAUGAAAGCUUAUCGAGGAAAUCGCAGGAACGAGAAGAAAACAUUGAAGCAUUGAAACUUGCGCUUGGCUUCAAUGAAUCGGCGGAAGCUGGAGAAAAUCCAAUACUUUCCUCUUUUCGUGCAAUUCUCAACGGUGAUGGCGACGUCGGGGGCGAAAUGGGUCAUCUCUUCGACGUUGGAAGAGCGAGGCGACAAAUCCGAGAAUUGGAGAAAGAAAAUGAAGAGCUGCAAGUUAAAUUAACAGAGCUUGACGUUCUAAGAGAACUUCUUGUGACCAAGGACUCUGAACUCGAACGGUUGAGUGAAAAAGAAAAAGAGCUUCAAUUUCUCGAAGUAUUUUAUCGUAAGAAGGAAGAAGAAUUGGUUACUGAGAUCAGUCGACUCAAGCAGAAAGAAGAGCGAUUCAUGUCGCACGAGAAAGAAGGGAAGACUAUGGGCGACUAUAUUCACACGCUUGAGGAAAAGCUCAAACUCAUUGAAUCCGAUAAGCAAAACAUCGACGUUCGUGGAAAAGAAAAAUUGAUCGAACUGGAAAAGGAAUUAUGUGAUUGCAAGUCUUGGAUUUCGUAUAAUGGUCUUAAAUCGUGUAAAUCUUUUUCCCAAACGCAGUUCCGUUUACAACAGUCGCAGCGUCGUUUGGACGGUGUGAUAACCGAGAAUAAUGAUCUUCGAAAAAGAGCGGGAUUAUUUCAGCUGAAUUUGAAGUCCAGUCCGUCUGGAAGUCUAAAUGAUGGUGAAGGGGGCGUCAGCCUGCCAUUUGCACCAGAUUUAGUACCACCCAUGCUACCCCCGGGAAUGAUGCCUCCACCGCCGCAUCUGCGGAACAUGAUGAUGCGUCCCCCUCUGCCGCCACCGCUGGGUGCGCCACCCUUGUCAGACCGACUGCCGCCGUUGGGUGAUGGAGGAAGACCAGAUAUCCCAGGACUUUCGGGUCCCUUUUCUAUGUCGCAGCGGCCUCCGUUCUUCAUGGGACCACCGGUAGGGCGUCCGCUGUCGCCACCUCGCAGUACCGAGAGUGGAAGACGAUCACGAAAUCGUUCACCGUCGCCGGGAAAAUUAUCCGACCUGUCGGCGCCACCACGAGGAUUCUACCGUGCAUCAAUGAGGAGACGCUCAAGGUCGAUUUCGCCGAACAGUCGUGGAUCCAUGCGAUCUCCGCCCUACCGACCAAAGAUGGCUUCAAUGGAAUAUCCGGAUGAUCGUUCCAUAGGAUCGACCGGUGGUAACCGUCCUCCGCCGCCACCUCACGCGAGGCGACUGGAUCCGCGGGGUGGUCGUGGUGGACGAUUUUCGGAGAGCCCUUCGCCACCUCCGUCUCCGGGUUACGGAGAUCAGCCCCCACCUGCCCUGCGUGGUCGGGGGCGCCGUGAAGGCGACAAAGGACCCUCAAUGCCACCGCCCUCCGGCGAAGAUCGGCGUCGAAUGGAACGUAGUCCUGCCUACGUGUAACUUGAAUUAUCGGGAUCCGGAUCAUCGAAGAAAGUUGGCCGCGUGAUAGCUCUGUUCAGCCUACCGAAGUUGCGAAGAUCCUGCCAUUUUAGGUUUAUGAUGUCCGAAGCUCUUGAGGAAUUAUUCCCGAAAAUUUGGAAAUAAAUAUUGCACUUCUUUUCUUCGUAUUCUGGGAUUAUAUAUUGUUGCAAUACAGUAAUUCAACAUGUAGAAGUGACUUUUCUCUGAGUGGAAUUGCGGAACGCAGCUGCACGUUCCAAUUGUGCUGAUGAUGUUACUGUCAUGAUCGCAAAUUUUUCAUGAUUGAGGUUGAGCUGUUGCAAUGGCGCAUAUAUUUUUCUCUGGACGUCCUGUUUUUGUUUAUAUCACAUCAUUGCAUAACCGGUUCCAAGUUACUUUACUUGAAAAUCCUAUUUUGGAUGUGAAGGAAAUAUUGGGAACUCUUCGGGGCGGGGUUGUUUCUGAUGAUGUGUAUUAUUAUUUGCGUUAUUGCAAG